Molecule: messenger RNA, 2731 nt
Organism: Cryptotermes secundus
Lineage: Eukaryota; Metazoa; Arthropoda; Insecta; Blattodea; Kalotermitidae
Product: ATP-dependent RNA helicase vasa
Exons: 12
Coding region: 463-2205 (580 amino acids)
Biological process (GO): cell differentiation; gamete generation
Cellular component (GO): nucleus; P granule
Molecular function (GO): RNA binding; RNA helicase activity; ATP binding
Source: RefSeq, a predicted model, not a curated record
GAGGCUUUCAAUGUUAAGUCAGGUUAUAGUCGAUCUGUGCGGUUUGCUUACUUCCGUCUUCAUUGGGGCAGGUCGGAUCGGGUCGGAUUGAACAAUGUUAGGUUCGUUAGGUUUGCGUAGCAACAAUCUUUCACAUCGUUUCACAUUACGCAGACGGGUGUUUUCGUUUGGGUGUUGGUAGUCCGACGCGUCCGACGACUUCCACAUUUUGUGGGGACAACAACAGUUGAUCCGUGGCAAUAGCGUUCACAGAUAGUUGCUAUUGGGUGAUAUUUUCACGCAAUGUCCAUGGUAAACACGGUGUAUGGUGGGCGGGAACCGUGUCUCGCAUAGCGUUAUGGGUAUACUUCCUUCACUUUUGAAACAGGAGUUUUGUUAUAUCUGACGUUUGGUGUGAUUUGAUGAGUGUGUGUUGAUUGUCAGUAUUAACCAUUGUUCCCAUGGAAUAAUAUUCAGAUCAGAAUGACAAGUGAAUGGCAUGAUGGUGAAUCACAAACUGUGAUUAAGUCUGCUGAAGGAUUCCGUAGACAAGUUGGACGAGGUCUAGGAAAAACUGCUCGGAAUGUCAGUGUCUCAGAUGGCUAUAUGUAUGUACCUGAUGUUGGCAAAGAUGAUGACAUUCCAGAGUUCUCAGGGAUUAGCCAAUGGAGCAGUGACAUUUCAGGACGAGUAGGAGGUCACAGUAGAGGAGGGCGUGGUAGGCAUGAUGGUACUUCAGAAAAUAGAGAUGGUCCACCAAAACUCCGAGACCACUACAUUCCUCCAGAACCAGCUGAUGAUGAAGAGACUAUUUUUGGCAGUGGAAUAAGUUCUGGUAUCAAUUUUGAUAAAUAUAAUAAUAUUAAAGUCAAGGUUACUGGUGAAAAUGUUCCUCAGCCCAUAGACUCUUUUGUAUAUGCAGGGCUCUGCCCAUUUGUCCUAAACAAUAUAAAGAAAUCUGGGUACUUGAAACCAACACCAGUGCAGAAAUAUGCUCUUCCAAUAAUAAUGAGUGGACGAGAUCUGAUGGCUUGUGCCCAGACAGGGUCCGGAAAAACGGCUGCCUUCUUGCUUCCAGUGAUCGACGCAUUGCUCAGUGAUCCAAGAGAUUUGAUAAUAUCAGGACAUCAUUGUGAGCCACAUGUUGUAAUCAUGUCACCCACCAGGGAGUUAGCACUUCAGAUAUAUAGUGAAGCAAGGAAAUUUGCAUAUGGAUCAACUGUGAAAACUGUAGUGGUUUAUGGUGGGAUUCCUGCCUACCACCAGGCCCAACAAAUUAUGAGAGGCUGUCACAUCCUUGUUGCUACGCCAGGCCGACUGAUUGACUUUUUGAGCAAAGGCCGAAUUACGCUCUCAUCUGUACGCUUUAUGGUCCUUGAUGAAGGUGACCGUAUGUUGGAUAUGGGCUUCUUACGCAGUAUUGAGGAAAUAAUGGAACAUCCCACCAUGGUUCCAAAAGAAGAACGACAGACUUGCAUGUUUUCUGCAACAUUUCCAGAAGACAUUCAACAUUUGGCUAGAAAAUUUUUGCAUAACUACCUCUUUUUGGGAGUUGGCAUUGUAGGAGGUGCAUGUUCAGAUGUGGAGCAGCAUGUCCACAUGGUGACGAAGUUUCAGAAACGUCCUAAGCUGCUAGAACUCCUCUUCCAAGAUGAUGGUGAGAAGAUAUUGGUGUUCGUGGAAAUGAAGCGUACAGCCGACUUCAUAGCCUCAUAUCUGUGUGAUAACAAUGUUCCCACAACAAGUAUACAUGGAGAUCGUCUGCAGCGAGAACGAGAGACUGCUCUUUGUGACUUCAAAACUGGUCACAUGCGAGUGCUGGUGGCAACUCCCGUCGCUGCACGAGGGCUCGAUAUUAAAAAUGUCUCUCAUGUUGUGAAUUAUGAUCUGCCCAAGAGCAUUGAUGAGUAUGUACAUCGUAUUGGAAGAACAGGACGUGUUGGCAAUCGUGGUAAGGCCACAAGCUUUUAUGAUCCAGAAGUUGAUGGGGCCUUGGCCAGAGAUCUUUUGAAGAUCCUUCAGCAGGCAGAUCAAAGCAUUCCACCCUGGCUGAAGGAGAGUGCAUCUAGCAAAUUAUGUUCAUCCCAGUUUCAGUUUUUUCGUUUUGGAGGGAACGAUGUCAGAAAGUUUGACACUGAUGACGAACCACCUAGCUUUCUGGGAGAUGGCUCAGGGAGUAGUCAUAGACAUCCCGAGCCUCUUGAACCCGAGGAAAAGUGGAACUGAGGGAGAAGCUAUAAGAAAAUUUCAAACUUGGCUGUGUUUUGUAUUAGUACAAAGUUAUAUUCUAGUUAACAUUGAUAUUUACUGUUCCAUUGAUGUUUAUGUUAAUACAAGUUGUGUGUUAGUUAAGGUGACACUGUCACUUCCAUUGAUGUUUAUGUUACAAAUUUAUUUGUAAAGCAAGAAGUUUAAUUUUCUGACUGGGUAGGUUUUACCCAUAGUGUUUAUUGCUGCGGCUGUGAUGAAGUGCAUAUUAAAUCAUAAGAGAAUAUUUGAAUAUGCAUGGAUAAAGCUUGUUAUACUCAAAAUUCAUGGUAUGUUAAUGGCCUGUUUUGUGGUGGAUAUAUAGCUUAGCAGGCACAGUGUGCAAUAUACAUUACCACUUUAACCACUUCUGCAGGUAGCAUAUUCCUUAGUUGAUGAUUGUUCUUUUAUUUAACAAAAUAUUUUGUUCAGUUCUCAUUUAGUAUUGUAUCUGCAUUUGAUCAAAACAGUUUUAAAUUCCAGUAAAUAAAACUGUUAUAUGAAA